CCGGUUUUGGCGGGAAUAAAUCCGAGCUCUCGGCUAGCUUCGUUAGCUUCGCUCCGUUUAGCUUGUUGUCACCAGUCACGUGUCGCUUCAGUCUGAAUGUCUCACAAACACUAGAACACAGAACACAGAACACAGAACACAGAACCCAGAACACAGGCCCUGUGAAGCUAACUGAAGCUAACAGAAGCUAACUGAAGCUAACGUUAGCAUCGUUAGCAUUGACGACCAGGUGGAAACCAUGGCAACAGGGAGGAGACAGAUGAAGAAACACUCUGAAGAAAAAGUAGAAAAGAAGGUUUUUGACUUUAUUACAGAAGAAGAACAGAAGGAGAGAGGAGCAGAUCAAUCCCCGGUCGUGGACAAGUUGGCCAAGAAGAGACCGGCAGCUGACUUUGAAGAGGAGGGAGCGCCGUCUGCUGUCGGAAAUGAGGUUCACUCCAUGUUGGAGAAAUUCGGAGGUAAGCAGCUCUGUGCAGCUGACAUCAGUAAGGUGAUGCAGGCCAAGAGGAAACGUCUGGAGUGUCUGACCAAGAGCUACAUGAAGGGGAGCCAACACAAACUGGAGCUGCUGUGGAACACCUAUCACAGCCAGAGGCAGAAGAUGACUCAGCAGUAUUCCGAGCAGGUGUCCUCAGCGCUGCAGCAGUGGGAGUCUGAAGCCCAGCGAGCUGAGGAGCAGGAGGAGAAGCUCAACAAUCUGUUCAGACAGCAGCAGAAGAUCCUGCAGCAGGCCAGAGUGGUUCAGAACCAGAAGCUGAAGACCGUCAGAGAGCUCUAUGAGCAGUUUGUGAAGAACAUGGAGGACAUGGAGAAGAGCCACGACGCCUUCCUGCAGGGGGCGCAACAAGAGCUGAGGAAGGAGAUGGCCACCCUGCAGAAGAAGAUCCUCAUGGACACACAACAGCAGGAGAUGGCUACGGUCCGUAAAUCGCUGCAGUCCAUGCUGUUCUAGCCUGCUGUUACCACGGCGACGGAGCCACUUCCUGCUUUAGGGAUGCAUUCUGGGUCGGUGUUGCCAUGGGUUUUGUAGUUGUAAUCCUGUAGCGUUGCCAUGGUUGCGUAAACUGUAUUUGCAGUCAUGUUUCUGUUCUCGGUUCUGUAAGAGUUUGUGAUUUCAGCUCCUUUUUUACUCGUUUAAUAAGAAUAUUGAUUCAUUGUUUUUAUGGCGGCUGUUUGUUUUAGUUCAUUCUGCAGCUCGUUAACUCUCCAACAGGUUUCAGAGUUCAGUAAGAAGCAAAGAAAUCUCUUUCACAAAUGGUUUGUAUGAAUAUAUUGUUAGAAAAGAGCGGAUGAUCAAAUGUUUCAAACUGCAAAAUAUAAAACUG
Messenger RNA from Anoplopoma fimbria (sablefish), 1325 nucleotides. RefSeq names its product synaptonemal complex protein 3 (gene sycp3). NCBI's taxonomy places the organism in Eukaryota, Metazoa, Chordata, Actinopteri, Perciformes, Anoplopomatidae. Gene Ontology annotation, cellular component: synaptonemal complex. Gene Ontology annotation, biological process: spermatid development; meiotic cell cycle. Bases 239 to 952 code for a protein of 237 amino acids. The record is from RefSeq and is a predicted model, not a curated record. The transcript has 8 exons.